AUGGAAGUCACAUUCCAUGGUGCCCUCUCGCCGUUGCGACGAGUGGGCGCCAGUUGCACUCGAGCUGCUGAACAAUGCAGUUUUCGGCCGGCGGUCAGAUCUUACAGCAAGGCGGAGAUCUGUAACAAGGCGACUGCACGUCUUUGGAGGUUCUCGAUUCGGCCUCCCAUGGAGGUCGGCAUGCCGCCUCUGGCGUCGGCCGAUCCAAAGAUGAUGUCCUUGCAGCAUUUGUUGAAGCAUGGCCGAGAGGCCACACAGAGGUGGCGGAUUCAACAUCCAGCUUUUUGGAGAGCCUUCUUUGAGCGUUUGGGAGAACUGAAGGAUCAGGUCAAUGUACGAGAGGCCAUCCAAGUUCUAGAAAUUUCAGCGACACUGAGGCUGGUGGAUUUGGAGUUGGUGAAUGCCUCAGUGGAAACGUUGCUGACGGCGGAGGACGAGGACUUGUUGGAUCUGCCCCAGAGGGACUUGGCAGAGGCUGCAGAGGCUUUGGCUGUGAUUCGACCUGAGGCCAUGAAUGUGGUGCUACGCGUCUUGGCCACCCGGGCCCACAGGCUGCGCGCCGCGCAAUUCUCCAAAGUUGUCAGCCUUGCGUCUCAGGCGAAGAGUUCCGAAAGCCACCAUCUCGCAGAUGCCUUUUGCCGCGCGCUGGUGGAACGUCAGGAUGCGUCCAGUCAGGACUUGACCUUGGCGGCAGAGACGACGGCCCAAUUGGUGCCAAAGGCCUUGUACAGGUUGGAGCCCUCCCCAUGCGGUUUGGAGCUUCUUUUUCAACAUGCCGCGCGUCGUGUGCAAAGUUUCACACGCUUGAAAUUGGAGCGGUUGGUCGCAGCGGCCGAGAUGUGCGGCAAGACGCAGGCGCUUCAACGGCUGCAGCAGCGACUGGAAGAGGACUGGAAAGUCCUCGAGCUCUUCGCCGGCAUCGGCGGUUGGCGCCUGGCCCUCUCCGCCGCGGCGGAAACGACGCCGUCGAAGUCGGCCUUUGCGGUGACGGCGUAUGACAGCGGGCCACACUGCAGCGAGGUGUACCACCUGAACUUUGGUGAACGCUGUUCCCGGCGAAAUAUCGAACAGCUUUCUCCAAAAGACUUGGAGGGUUUCGAUGUGUGGUUGAUGUCACCUCCCUGCCAACCAUUCUCCACCACUCGGGAAGCCAAGCAACGAGAUCUGCAGGACAAGCGAUGUGCUGCACUGGAGCGGUUGACCAAGAUGUUGCCGAAGUUGCAACAGCCUCCACGAUGGAUCGCUUUGGAAAAUGUCAAAGGUUUUUACGGCAGCGAGGCCUGCUGUCAGUGGAAGGCGGCGCUCAGCCUCAGCGGCUUCCGCGCUCGAGAAAUCAUUUUGGACUUGAUGAGCUUCGGCACCCCGAACCAUCGCACCCGCUACUAUCUCCUGGCCGAACGGGACACGCGGAAUCUGGAGCUGCUGGCAGCACCACCGGAACCCAGGUGA
Cladocopium goreaui is the source of this 1449-nucleotide messenger RNA. The record is from the annotation of a GenBank genome assembly. Lineage: Eukaryota; Dinophyceae; Suessiales; Symbiodiniaceae.